AUGGAGGCCGAGGGUCACCACAGGACUGCUUCCCCAGCAGGAAGCUCAGGGUCACACGCCCAGGACACACCUACAGAAAAUACCUUCAUUAUAAUGAUCAUCGUCAGUGUUCUUACUAGAGGCUCUCGAGAAGAAAUUAUCUGGUGUGAGAGGAUGGAGAGGAAGAGGUAUGUGGAUCAAGACUUCCUAAACCUUUUAUUCCCAGUGACACGCAUAACACCAGGUCCUCACUUCAACAACGGCGGGCCCUCACCUCAACAACGCGGCCUCACCUCAACAACGCCGGCCUCCCCACAACGCCGGCCUCACCUCAACAACGCCGGGCCCUCACCUCAACAACAUGGGCCCUCACCUCAACAACGCCGGGCCUCACCUCAACAACGCCGGGCCUCACCUCAACAACGCCGGGCCCUCACCAACAACGCCCUCACUCAGCAGCGGCCCUCACCUCAACAACCACGGGCCCUCACCUCAACAACGGCGGGCCCUCCCUCCACAACCGCAGGCCCUCACCUCAACAACGCGGGCCCUCACCUCAACACCCGAGGCCUCCUCCAACAACCACGGGCCUCCCUCAACAACCGCAGGCCCUCCUCCAACGCGGCCCCACCUCAACAACGCGGGCCUCCUCCACAACCGCGGGCCUCACCUCAACAACGCCGGGCCUCCACCUCCAACAGGCUAACCUCAACAUCGCGGGCCCUCACCUCAACAACGGCGGGCCUCACUCCAACCGCGGGCCCUCACCUCAACAACGGGCCCUACCUCAACAACGCCGGCCCUCCUGCAACAACAGCGGGCCCUCACCUCAACAACGGGGCCUCCCCUAAACAAAUGCGGGCCCUCACCUCCAACAAAUGCGGGCCCUCACCUCCAGCAGCGGCGGGCCCUCACCUUAGCAACGCCGGGCCCUCACCUCAACAACGCCGGGCCUCCACCUCAACAACGGCAGGCCCUCACCUCAACAAAUCAGGUCCUCACCUCAACAACUGCAGGCCCUCACCUCAACAACAGCGGGCCCUCACCUCCAGCAACAGGAGGCCACCUCCAACCGGCCUAUCUCCAACAUCGCGGCCCUCACCUCAACAACCAGGCCCUACCUCAACAACCGGGGUCCUAACCUCAACAACCACGGGCCUCACCUCAACAUCCGCGGGCCCUAACCUCAACAGCGGACCCUAA
Molecule: messenger RNA, 1182 nt
Organism: Homarus americanus (American lobster)
Lineage: Eukaryota; Metazoa; Arthropoda; Malacostraca; Decapoda; Nephropidae
Product: putative protein TPRXL
Exons: 3
Coding region: 1-1182 (393 amino acids)
Source: RefSeq, a predicted model, not a curated record